Messenger RNA from Linum tenue, 458 nucleotides. Lineage: Eukaryota; Viridiplantae; Streptophyta; Magnoliopsida; Malpighiales; Linaceae. The record is from the annotation of a GenBank genome assembly.
CCUAGCAGAUCGAAAUCUCCCACCACCCGAUCUCAUCAUCAUCAUCGUCUCAAGUUGCUCUAAGAAAUUCCGCUACGUUAACGAAAAAUGGAGAAGACAUCCAUCAAACUCGUCUCUUUCUUGCUCGUCCUCAGCUUCCUAGUCGCUCAAUAUGGCGGAGUGGAUGCGAGGGCGUCGACGUUGUCUCAAUGCAAGAAGACAAGGGAUUGUGGUAGCAUCUGCGCAGCUAUCUGCAGCCCUGGAACUACGUGUGCAUGUGUCGACAACUUCUGUAGCUGCAAUCUGGCCGCCGCCAGUGUCGCCGGCGGCGGUCGUCGUCAGUCCAGCUCUAUCACCGGAGCCGAGCUAAUUAAUAAUUAAGUUCAAGGAAAGAUUGUACUUGGAUGGUGAAUUGGGGAUGAUGUCGAUUUCACUAGCUUGUGGUUCUAAAUGGUAUUUUUGUUUAAGAGUUAUUGCCA